GCUUCGCGGGCUUAAAGGGGUACUCUCGUUAAAAAAGCUGGGAUGUUACUUCGCUGUUUUCCCGCUUCAGCGCUUCUGAGCCUGAAGCUGGUGUUUCUGGUCCAAAUGCGAAAUUUAUAGUCCAAAGGAAGUUAGUCCUAUGUGCGUGUGCGGGCAAACUGGGAGCGUGCAUGCUUGGAAACGUGCGCACUGAUUACAUUAAAUGCCUGAAGAGAGGGAAAAAGUGUGAUUACUUAAAUAAUCAGUGUCUGAAGAGCGGAAAAAAAUUAUUGCUUCAAAUGGCAUGGUACGGUGACACAUGUUAUGAGAACUUGUGGUGACUUCACAAGUCUUUAUAUAGCCUGUACUCUUGUUUCCUUAAAAUUUGAGUGACUGAUUGAAGGAGCUUGCUAAUUUUCAUUUAUGGCACCACAGUAGUUGUGUCUUAACCACUAUGAAAUAAAAGAGAGUCCACUGCACUGUGUGUCAUCUUGAUCUUCUCUGCAGGGCAGUAGCUGCUAAUGUCUAGUGUGUUUCAGGACAGUUUAAAGCUGUUUCUGGUUUUUGAUGUUUUCCACUUCUUUUUCAUUUUAACUUCUGAGAAUUAGAAUUUGAAUUAAGCAUACUCGAUCCAGGUGUUCUGAUGAAAUGAUUGACAGAGAUCUUAACAUUCAUUUCAGUACCUAACAAGUGGUAAAUGUGGCCAAUAUGUAGACAUUGGAAUUCUAGCAUCAGAUCUACAGAAAACUUACAGUGCAGAAUAUGGACGAAGGAAAAGAAAUGCUUUUAGAAUACAAGUCGAAAAAGUGUUUGCAAUAAUCAGUAACGAAAAAGGACAUGAAGAUUUAGCAGUUUUAGAAGCUGAACAUGUGGCAAAAAGAGCCAGACGUGGACAAGAGAAAAACGAGACUGUGGGAAGUGCCACAGAUGGCUCUGAGGAUGAUGAUUAUCCAGAAGAUCUAUCUACAAAUCACAUGAACAGCUCCCUGCUGAGCUUGUACAAGAAAGGAAAUCCUGAUUCUGUUCCGACCACUCCAAAAAAUGAACCAUUGGAAGCCCCCUCUCCUGUGCAAACAACAGCACCCCGAACAAGCAGUCUUUCACCAGGAACUCGAGUUGAAACAAGGAUCUCUGAAGGUGGCUGGUUCAUCGAUAAAACUCCCUGUGGAAAAGACUUCUUCAUUGACCUUUCUGAGGAUGGAGAAGGAGAUGAGAAGAAAUUAAUUUCUGAGAAAUCAACAGAUUUUUCUGUCCUGGAGAGUGAAAGAAAGAAGACAAAGGGUAAGAGAGCAAAAAGAAAAAAAGAAGAAUUUCCAGAUGUAGAUGGACAAAUUGAGUCUAUGUUACUUAAACAGAAAGUUAAAAGUAAGGGAGCAGAGCUUUACCACCCUUCAGUGAGGUUUGAGGAUGUAGGAGGCAAUGAUGAGACUCUGAAGGAAAUAUGCAAGAUGCUGAUUCAUGUCCGUCAUCCUGAAGUCUAUAACCACUUAGGUGUGGUUCCACCUCGCGGUUUUCUCUUACAUGGACCACCAGGAUGUGGAAAGACACUAGUUGCACAGGCAAUUGCUGGGGAACUUGAGCUCCCAAUGCUGAAAGUAGCAGCAACAGAGAUGGUGUCCGGAGUGUCAGGGGAAUCUGAGCAGAAACUGAGAGAAUUGUUUGAGCAAGCUGUGUCCAAUGCACCGUGCGUCCUUUUCAUAGAUGAGAUUGAUGCAAUCACCCCGAAAAGAGAAGUUGCAUCGAAGGACAUGGAGCGGAGAAUAGUUGCCCAGCUUUUAACUUGUAUGGAUGACUUGAAUAAUGUGGCUGCCACUGCCCAGGUCCUUGUUAUUGGAGCAACUAACAGACCUGACUCAUUGGAUCCUGCAUUGAGGAGAGCUGGGAGAUUUGAUCGAGAAAUUUGUUUGGGGAUCCCAGAUGAAGCAGCAAGAGAAAAAAUUCUGAAGACUCUAUGUCGAAAACUUAAGCUGCCUGAGUCCUUUGAAUUUCAUCAUUUAGCACAUAUGACUCCAGGUUAUGUAGGUGCUGAUCUGAUGGCACUUUGUCGUGAGGCAGCUAUGUGCACAGUGAACAGGGUUCUGAUAAAAUCUGAGGAGCAGAAAUUGAAACACAUACAGGCUGGAGGAAACACAGCUGAAGAAAGCAUGGAAAUUGGAAGAGAAAUUCUGGUGAAAGAGGAUACCAAACAACUAGAGCUUCUGUCUAAGGAUGAAGUGCAGAAACUUUUGGAUUUGCUGAAGCAGCAAGACCCCUUGCCCGAGGAGCAGCUGCAAAAGCUGUACAUUGAGAUGAAUGAUUUUAUUGUUGCACUGUCAUCAGUGCAACCCUCUGCCAAGAGAGAAGGCUUUGUCACAGUUCCUGAUGUGACUUGGGCAGAUAUUGGAGCUUUGGAGGAUGUUCGAGAGGAGCUGACUAUGGCAAUAUUGGCACCUGUGCGGAAUCCAGAGCAGUUUAAAGCUCUGGGCCUGACUACUCCAGCUGGUGUUCUGCUUGCAGGGCCUCCUGGAUGUGGUAAAACACUAUUAGCUAAGGCUGUGGCAAAUGAGUCUGGACUGAACUUCAUAUCUGUGAAGGGUCCUGAACUGCUAAAUAUGUAUGUUGGUGAAAGUGAACGUGCUGUACGUCAGGUAUUCCAGCGUGCCAGGAAUUCAGCCCCUUGUGUUAUAUUUUUUGAUGAAGUUGAUGCUUUGUGCCCUCGGAGGUCCGACCGUGAAUCGGGAGCCAGUGUCCGAGUAGUUAACCAGUUACUCACAGAGAUGGAUGGCCUGGAGAAUCGUCAGCAAGUUUUCAUUAUGGCUGCCACCAACAGGCCAGAUAUAAUUGACCCAGCUAUCCUGCGUCCCGGUAGACUUGAUAAAACUCUCUAUGUGGGUUUGCCACCACCUGAAGAUCGACUUGCUAUUUUAAAGACCAUCACCAAAGGUGGCACUCGGCCUCCACUAGAUGCCGAUGUAAAUCUUGAAGAUAUUGCUUAUAGUCCAAACUGUGAUUGUUACACGGGGGCAGACCUUUCCGCUCUAGUGCGUGAAGCUUCAAUUUGUGCCUUGAGACAGGAAAUGGCCCUGCAGAAUAGCAAAAGCAAGAAAGGAGAAAUCAAGAUUUGCCAUAAACACUUUGAAGAAGCUUUUAAGAAAGUGAAAUCCUCAGUAUCAAAAAAGGAUCAAAUAAUGUACGAAGAACUACGUCAGUCACUGCACAGAUGAUGCAUUUGGACAUUUCCCAAAAGAGACGUACUGUAUGUUGGUGGAGAAUUUCAUAAUACCUGUGCCUGAUUUCAAGAGAAGCUGUACCAGAUCUUUGACUUUUUAAUCUGCACCUGAAAAAAGGUCACUGGAACCUACUGCUCUAAACCAUCCUUAAUUUAGCUACUUCCAGAAUAAGAGGUAGAAAAAACACUUUCCCUUUCUGCUCAUCAUUAUUUUGGCUAAAAAUAAAUGCUUUUAACCCUAAAGACUUAAUAUCGUUGUAAUAGUUGGUGCCCUUAAUCAGAGAUCCUUCAGAGAAAGAGAGGCUAAGCCUUCAAAGUGUUACUCUGCUCAAAUACCUGUUUUCAGCCAUAAAUGAAAAUAGCUGUGUUUUCGAGAACAAGGACUCUGUAAGAAUUAUUGUGAGAACAGAGCUGUGAGAGUAGAUGAGGAAAGUGCUACCCUAUGUUAUUAUGCCAUUAAUCAUGCCUUUCCCAAAUAUGGUGACGUACGAUGAUUGUGCCAGAGCAGGUUCUCAAAGAGUUUCUUAAAACUUCCUUUCACCUUAUCAAAAGAAACCAGCCUGGCAAGCUGUUUUAAUGUAAUCUAAGAGAAUAAAGCUUGGACAUCUCAGGAAUGUUAAUAUGCAUAUGACAAUAUGCAUAUAAUAUCAUAUUAUAAAUAUA
Messenger RNA from Struthio camelus australis, 3850 nucleotides. Lineage: Eukaryota; Metazoa; Chordata; Aves; Struthioniformes; Struthionidae. The record is from RefSeq and is a predicted model, not a curated record.